Messenger RNA from Meira miltonrushii, 2113 nucleotides. RefSeq lists its product as uncharacterized. Lineage: Eukaryota; Fungi; Basidiomycota; Exobasidiomycetes; Exobasidiales; Brachybasidiaceae. Gene Ontology annotation, cellular component: Cul4-RING E3 ubiquitin ligase complex. Gene Ontology annotation, molecular function: protein binding. Bases 183 to 1892 code for a protein of 569 amino acids. The record is from RefSeq and is a predicted model, not a curated record. The transcript has a single exon.
CUUUAUUACGGCUCGUCUGACUGCACGCUAAAGAAUUUUCAUAACCGCUUCUCUUCUUCCUUCACAUCUUCCAAUGUUCUAUGGUAGAGUCGGUUCCGUUAUCUUAUCUGUCUUGCAUGAAUCACAACAUGUCAACACUUUUCUCGGUCAAGUCUCGGUAACCCUGCGAGGGCUUCAAUACAAUGGCAGAGCCACCAUUUCCUGUCCCUAUUGGCAUGGAAUGGGAUCCCAAAAAGAAAAGAUUCUUCAAAGCAGCGCCAAAGGGUGGUCCAUCAAGUCAACAAAAAUCACAAUCUCGAACGAAAAAGAGAAAAGCUCGUCAAAAGGAGGAAUCGUCAAGCUCAAAGGGUGGUCGAGCAACAUCGACCGAACAACUUUCACCAGAGCUUAAAACACCAACAGUUGUAACUCAUCCACGCUUCUCAUCAUUUGGACACAAUCAUGCAAAUGCAUGGCAAUCGUUACGCAGUACGGCGCCUAGAAUGGUGGAUGUGCAUGCUACACAACAAGCUCUGGUAAUUCAACAGCUAGGCCAACUUCGUCACUUGAGAACGGCUACGGCGGAUAUGCCACAUGGACCCAGUCCAUUCUUCAAUCGGAGAUUAGUUGGCAUUCAUGAUCUAAACGGUAAUGACAGAUUUGGAUCUAUUCUCUUCUUCAUGAGCUGGAACGGGUUUGUGUAUUCAAUAGAUACAUCUCAAAUGCAUUCGACAGGAACGACUGAAGUUGCACUACACCUAGCUGAACUGUCAUGGCAUGCACCUCAACGACCCUAUCAAGAUCGCAUCCCACUCUCGCCUACAACUCUUUCUUUUCGAGCAACGAUGGCGGAUAGGCUAUUGGUAUAUGCUCCAAGUGAAACACCAGAUUGCUAUGGACUAGAUGAUGAUUGUUUUGCAUUCUUUGCCUCACCGUUGGAAUUAAAGGUAUAUCGUCUUUCAACAAGUGCGUCUAAUGAACAAUCAGGAAGAUGUAUCAAUGUGAUGCCGGAUAAAUAUCACGUCAAAAUACUACGCAAUUGGCCAACAGGUGGAUACAUUACACUGAGCAUGCGUCGUCUUCGAGCGCAAGGAUGUUUGAUUAUCUGUGUAGGAGUGGGUAAUCGGAUCUGCUUGUACCGUCUUGCAGUUACGGAAGAUCAAGAUGGCCCUUUUGGGAUGAACUAUAUUCCGUCACAGAGCAAGGUCUUUCGCCGUGCUGACAGUGAUGUGAUGUCGCACGACAUCAGUGCAGAUGGUUCACAUGUCAUUGUAGGAUGUCGAAAUGGUAGGGUAGCACGUCUACCACUGCUGUUUGAAGAUGGGAGCAAUGAUCUGGCAAACAAAUCAAGUAGAAUAGUCGAAUCGGAUUAUUUGCCCUUACGUGGCGUGGGUGCAGUGACUAAUGUGAAGCAUAUGUCCGAUGAUGAAGUCUUGUUGGCUUAUAGUAGCGGUAACCUGGUUUCUUGUUUAUUGCACAAGCCAAAUCAAGCACAUAUGGUGUUUGAAGGCCAUAUCAAUUCAUGGACUCUCAAUCCGCCAAUGACGAUCGAUUUGCGUUACAAGGUCUUUGCUUUAGCCGGUCAAGAUCGCCGAGUCCGAAUUUGGAGUUUCGACCAUGCUCAGCCACUUGGAUACGAUUCCGGAUCAAUUCAAGAAGAGCAAAAUAAAAUGGUGAUAGAGGAUGAUGAUGUAGAUGAUGAAAUGAACACAUUUGAUCCUCAUCGAGAUUCUACAUCGACCCAACAAAAAUUGUCUCAAGUUGUUUUCGCCAAUCAAGUCACAGGCUUAACAUUUUGUCAACGUUUUGCCGUUUCGAAUGAUGAAGCCAUGCAAAAUUCGACAUUUUUACCUAGAGGGGUACCUGCUCUAGCCAUUUCGUGUGGUGGCAGUGAGAUUACCUUUUUCGAAUGAUUUUCUGUAUAUUUCUAUCUGUAUUCUACGUUGUAUUUUUUACGUCGAUUCUCACUUAGAAUCUGGUGAUGCGAUCGAGUAUGUUGUACCUUAAUUUGAUCUUUCACACCAGAUGCUUAUACUCUUUUUAGCUUUCUUCGGUCAACGUUCGGGCACGUAAACGGCAGAAGUUGAAACAAGCGUUCUAGCCUUGAUUUUUCUCCACUUUCUUAAUAUUACAG